AUGAAGGACACCACAGUCGACACCGAGGUCUCGCUCGACAACGCCAAGCUGCCUCCGGGCUGGGACGACCCGCACAAGGCAGCUCUGGAAGACAACCCCGAUCGCGUGGAAAAGCUCACGCUCUCUGUCGUCCUAUCUGCUCUGUUCCUCGGCACCUCCUUCACAGGCCCCAUCAUCUUCGGCUUCAUCACCGUGACCCCGAUCCUCGUGCAGCUCGGAGAAGAGAUCGGGGGUGCCAGCAUCAGCUUCUGGAUCCCGUCGGGAUGGGGCGCCGCCGCGGCCGUCGGCUUUACCAUCGCAGGGCGACUUAGCGACAUCUUCGGCCGCAGAUACGUGAUCCUAUCCGGGCAGCUCCUGACCGUCAUCGGCGGCGCCAUCGCCGGCUCGGCCAACUCGAUGAACCAGCUGAUCGCGGGCGAGGUCGUCCUGGGCGCGUCCAUCGGCACCGUGUCUGUUGCCUACGCAGUGGGACCCGUGCUAGGUCUCUCUGAGAUCUUGCCAAACAAGUACCGCGGCGUGGGCCUCGCAUGGACCGAGUUCAACCUCGCCAGCUGGGCGGUGCCCAGCACGCUCCUGGCCAAUGCCCUGAUCUCCAACGCGUCGUGGCGCAUCAUGUUCUGGCUGGCCAUCGGCUUCGGCGCGUUCUCCUUCAUUGGGACUUUCUUCGUCUACUUUCCGCCGUCGCACCCUCGCCCUGAUGGGAAGACCAAGUGGCAGGAACUCAAGGAGCUUGAUUUCGUGGGCGCAUUCCUUUUCAUUGCGGGCCUUGUCGUGUUUCUUUACGGCCUGAGUUCUGGGGGAACUUCGUACCCAUGGGACGCCGCCGGCACCCUGCUGCCCUUGAUCUUGGGACUGGUGGUCUUCCUCAGCGCCUUCAUAUACGAUUUCCUUGUGCCUAAGGAUCCACUGUUCCCAUGGUACCUGUUCCGCAUGUUCCGCGAGUUUUCGUCGCUCAUGGUGCUCGUCUUCGUAGCCGGAAUGGUCUUCUUCGCUGCUUCGGCCUUGAACGCCCAGACGAUUUUGUAUCUGCACACAGCUGAUCCAGUCAAGAUUGGCCUUUACUCCCUACCUUCGGGCUUUGGCCAACUCGUAGGCGGCGUCAUCAUCCCCGGCCUCGUGCACUACAUCAAAUACGUGCAUUAUCAACUGACCUUCGCCGACUUCAUUCAAACCCUCUUCUUCGGGCUCGCAGCCCUCUGCACCCCCACAAACAUCAACUGGCUCAUGGCCGUGCAGUUCCUCGCCAUGCUGCCCUUCGGCUGGAUCACGCUCAACUGCUACACCGUCGCCACGCUCAACGUCCCGCAGCGCGAUCUCGGAGUCGCCGUCGGCCUCAUCGGGACUUUCCGCUCCGUAGGCGGGUCCAUCGGCUCCGUCAUCUUCUCGUCGAUCUUCAACCAGGUCGCGCGGAAGGAGGUCGCCAAGCGGAUCGCCGCCGCGGCCGCGGACGGUGGCGUCGCGGCCGAGGCGGUCCCGGGGCUGAUCGAGACGGCGAGGCUGACGAUCCUCGGGGUCCCGGGCCUCGCGGCUACGCUGCCGGAUGUUCCCGCCUCGGUCUUUGAGUCGUGCGUCACGGCGGCCCGGUACGGGUAUGCGUAUGGUUUCCGGCUCACGUGGUUGGCGUCGAUUCCGUUUGGGAUCCUCGCGACGGCUUGUGCGAUCGUGGUCAAGGACCCGUCAAAGUAUUUUACGAAUCAUGUUGAGGUGCACCUGGAGAAGGAUAUUGGCGGGAAGGCGAAGGGGGAGAAAGUCGAGAUGAGCGGGUCUUAG
Messenger RNA from Diaporthe batatas, 1770 nucleotides. RefSeq lists its product as uncharacterized. Gene Ontology annotation, biological process: transmembrane transport. The record is from RefSeq and is a predicted model, not a curated record. Gene Ontology annotation, molecular function: transmembrane transporter activity. NCBI's taxonomy places the organism in Eukaryota, Fungi, Ascomycota, Sordariomycetes, Diaporthales, Diaporthaceae. Gene Ontology annotation, cellular component: membrane. The transcript is spliced from 3 exons. Bases 1 to 1770 code for a protein of 589 amino acids.